CCGUUAGCCAAGGGUGUUCAUGCGCUAGCCCAUCCUUAAAUGUUCAUAGAGGCGUAUUCAGCUCUUCUAAGUGGUUUAAAUGGGUGUCAAUCUUUAAUACUAGCCUGCUGAUUGGUUAACUGGAUGUCAAUCUUCAAAUCUAGCCAGCUGAUUGGCUCGUUAAAUUAGGCAGCUCAUUGGCUCUGCCAGGUCCCCACCCCCUCAACUGAAAACCAGACUUUGUUAAACCACGACACACGUGCUGUGUGAUAAAAGCACGAGAGGUUGUAAAUGAAAGAGUCAAUAUGGGGGAAAAGAAGGCAGAACCGUUGGAUUUUGUGAAAGAUUUUCAGGAAUAUCUGACCCAGCAGACUCACCAUGUCAAUAUGAUUUCUGGAUCGGUUACUGGUGACAAGGAAGUAGAGACUCUCCAGGGAGCUGGGACAGAAGGUGAUCAGAAUGGUCUGGAUCAUCCUUCUGUUGAAGUUUCACUGGAUGAAAACUCAGGAAUGUUGGUGGAUGGGUUUGAAAGGACUUUUGAUGGGAAGUUAAAGUGUCGAUACUGUAACUAUGCCAGCAAAGGAACAGCACGGCUCAUCGAGCACAUCAGGAUUCACACAGGGGAGAAGCCACACAGGUGCCACCUGUGUCCCUUUGCCUCGGCCUACGAGCGUCACCUGGAGGCUCACAUGCGGUCCCACACCGGGGAGAAGCCCUACAAGUGUGAGCUGUGCUCCUUCCGCUGCAGCGACCGCAGCAACCUGUCCCACCACCGCCGGCGCAAGCACAAGAUGGUGCCCAUCAAGGGGACGAGGUCUUCCCUGAGCAGCAAGAAGAUGUGGGGGGUUCUGCAGAAGAAGACCAGCAAUUUGGGGUACAGCAGAAGAGCAUUAAUUAAUCUGAGUCCGCCUUCCAUGGUGGUGCAGAAGCCAGACUACCUUAAUGAUUUCACCCAUGAAAUCCCCAAUAUCCAGACUGAGGCGUACGAGAGCAUGACAAAAUCCACUCCGAGCGGUGGCUUGCCAAGAGAUCCACAAGACCUCAUGGUGGAUAAUCCUUUAAACCAGCUCUCCACGUUAGCAGGACAGUUGUCCAGUUUGCCACCUGAAAACCAAAAUCCAGCCUCUCCUGAUGUCGUUUCCUGUCAAGACGAAAAGCCUUUCAUGAUACAGCAGCCUGCUGCACCUGCAGUAGUUUCAGCUGUGUCAGCAAAUAUUCCUCAGAAUUCCUCUCCGACCAGCCCUGAUUCGCGGCCCGCACACAAUCAGAGGAACUAUAGUCCCGUGGCAGGGCCCAGCAGUGACCGCAGUGCCCACACCAGUACUCCCAGUAUCAGCAACAGCCAGCCGAGUACUCCAGCUCCAGCCCUGCCAGUGCAGGACCCUCAGCUCCUGCACCACUGCCCACACUGUGACAUGUACUUUGCAGACAAUAUCCUUUACACCAUCCACAUGGGAUGCCACGGAUUUGAAAAUCCUUUCCAGUGUAACAUUUGUGGGUGUAAGUGUAAAAACAAGUACGACUUCGCUUGCCACUUUGCGAGAGGCCAACAUAAUCAACAUUGACUGAGAACAUGCUUUCGUUUAGUUUUUUAACAUAUUACAGUCUAUUUUUCAUACUUGCUGAUGGAAAGCUUGCACAUUCCCAUAAGGAAUCUUCACAUUAAUCAAUUCGACAGAGGAGGCAAAUUGAUUUCCGUGUUCUUGUAAAACUUGCCAGGGAAAUUUUGUAUCACAUUCAGUUGCUGUUUUAUAUGUAGCCUUUCAAAAAAAGCCAAGAGUGCUGUAAGGGUUGGAAUGCAUUUACAUGCUGUGGUUGCUAAAUUUAAGUUGCUUGCACUUAAUCCCAAUAAACAUUCUGCAAGUGGAGAAGCAGAGCGUGUGUCCUGAACCAUAGGAUGUAAUUCCCAGAUUGUUUACUAGGCAACACAAGAUAUAUUAUCCAUAAAACACAAAAGGUCAAUGCAAUGACACAUCAUGUAGAGACAGGACAAGGAGGAAUGGUGCCAGAGGGCAGGGUUGGAUGGGAUUUUGGGAAGGAAUUGUUCCCUGGGAGGGUGGGCAGGUCCUGGCACAGGGUGCCCGGAGCAGCUGUGGCUGCCCCUGGAUCCCUGGCAGUGCCCAAGGCCAGGUUGGACAGGGUUUGGAGCACCCUGGGAUAGUGGAAGGUGUGUGUCCUUUAAGGUCCCUUCCAACCCCAGCCAUUCUAUGACUUUGGAGAAAUCUUUAAAAACCUGGCUACUCAAACAAACACAAGCAAUUUUCACGUACAAAUUCAAUUUGAUGUAAAAGUUGCUUUGAUCUGAUGAAGGUUGAUAAUAAGUUUUUGUUUAGUAUAGUCUAAACUCUUCAUGCUAGGACUUAAACACUAAUUUAACUAUUAGCACAAAACUAGAAGAUAACAGGUUAUUGUGAAUAAAACUAUGGUAGGAAAAAAAAAAAGAGCUAAAAGCCUGUCAUUCAUGAGUUAUAAAAACAAAAAAGUAAGAUACCUUAUUUUACCUACACUCUACAAAAUUUUACCUGUCAUUGUUUUUCAGAGGAGGUAAUUUUUAGAGUCAUAAUGAAGAGCCUGUAGAAUUAAUAUAUAUUCUGUGAGAUUUCUAACUGCCUUAAACUGAGUUGUACAGAUAUUUAAAUUUUGCACAAUUAGACUUCUGUCCUGCUGAUAGAAGUUCUGAUAGAAACAAACAAGAAGUUUACAAAUCAAACUCCUUUGUUCAGUUUUAUGUUGGGCCAGGCUACAACUGAGAGGUUGCCUAUAUUUUUGAGAGUUGUAUAAUCCAGUUUAUUGUAAAUUUCAUCUGACUUGGAGGCUUGGUUUGUCCCCUCUCCCAGGUUUGAUGUCCUUUGGGUGAGCUGGGAGUAAGGGGAAGGACCUCUGGCUUUUUCUGGGCUCCAUGCAGGAUGCAAAGGAAAACUAGCUGACUACACUGAAGUUGUGUUUAGGAAUUGUGGAUGGCAAAUGGUAACUGAAGUUGUUUAUUUUGUUUCAUAGUGUACACUCAUCUUUAGAAGCCCUCAGGCUAAAGGACAGGCACUUUAACAUAAACCUGAGUAAAACAUCUAAUUAAAAUGAAUAAUAACUUUAUGUGCUAGAUAAGAAUUUGAGAUAUUAAAAAUAAAGGAAGAACUGUUACUUUUCCCAUAUUUAGACAUGCACUUUUACCUUGGUUUGUCCCACUUGAGACAAAUUAAAGCUUCCCUUAUAUAUUCCCCUUUUCCUAUCAGCAAACCGUGUUUUGUUAAAAGCAAGGAGAUUUUAUUAAUGUUCCACAAGUCAGAGGUUGGAAUCUCAAUAGCAAAUGCUUGGCUUAUUCAAAUUUAUAUUGUUAUGGGAGCUAAAACUUCCUGAAACCAAUGGAAAAACUUACAGUGAUCAGGGUGAGAUCAAUGUAGGAAAACAACCUGUGUAAGAAUUUUAGCUGUAGAAGUAAUUUUGACUUUAAUUAAAUAGAAAUUUGGAUACCAGAUGUGUUUCUGUCUACCUGACUGACCUACUGUUGAAUUUCUGUGCUUGAGGAACUGGGUUCUUUCUUGGCUGUGCAGUCUUGAAGUAAUGAGGUCAGAAAACUGCCACUGGAGUGGUUCCAGUGUAGUGAAGAUGAACAGUAACACUGUCACUCCUAAAAAUUGUUUUGGUUUCAGGCCUGGUUCAGAAUUUGUUUUGCUGGAUUUGUAAGACAGAAUGUAAUUUGCAUUUUUCAUCAGGACACUGUGUAAUUCCAAAAAAAUGCAUUGUUGCUUUAUACUUUUUAGAUUUAUUUUAUAAGUAAAACUGCAAGUCUGUGUGUGUAAACAUCCUUUAUUUUAUUUUAAGGAGUAAAAGUUGACUGAACUGGAAUCCAGUUAGAAGUUACUGCUCCUGGACAGGUUUUGGAAUCAAAAUUUUUUCCAGUCAAAGAGGGCAGAAAGGGUGGCUGUCUUUGGAUCACACAUUGAACAAUUCUACAAUUUAAAUUUGGCUCAAAUGUGGUGUUAGGAUAAGAGACAUUUCUCUUGAAGACUUUACAAUUAGUAAUUUAUGGAAGUGGUUUUCCUUGCCUUUUUGAUAGAUGAUGCACUCUCCUGUUCCUAAGCUCUGGCAUUUCCAAGGAAACUUGUGGAAUGGUGGUGCUCCAGGGAGCACCUUACAGUACUGAGUGACCACAGCAGCCAAGUGCUCCUUGGCUUGUGGUUUUUUCCUUGCUGGUAUCGUAGGGAGAGUAAUUUCCAUGUGCACAGAUGUGGGUUCUGACCCUCUGGGGCUUCUGUUGGCAGUGUUAAAGUUGUUAGAGGCUUUUCUUUGUCUCGUGAUUUGGUGAUUGAGAGAAACGACUCCUGAGCCACUAUGGCCUUGAACAGAACUCAGGAUAGGUCACUGAUGGAGGAGCUGGGAGCAAGAGGAAGCCUGCAGGAUCUCAUGGAAAAGAGGCCCUUGUUUAGGGGGGAUCCCAUUGUGGGGAAUGUAUGUUCUUAACAACAGAACUCUGUGUGAAAUAAUCUAUCCCCAAGCCUUGCAAAUCAUUGUUUGGAAGGAUUUUCCUGCUGCUGCCUGGAUACCAUUGGUUCUGCUCUUGAGUAACGAAGGGAAAGGUUAGCUGGGACAUCUCUGAACGGUUGAGGAAUGAAAAAACUCUUUUCCCUGUUUCCUUGGGCAAACUCCUCAUUGCAGGGGGUUCUGGGGCAGCAGCAGCAGCUGUGGUGCUCAUCCCUUGGCUCUGCACCCAGAUCCCUGGGUGGAUCCCUGUGUCCUUCCCAGGACUGUUCAUGUUCCAUGAUCACACUGUGUGUUCAGUUGUGCCAAACAAUGCCCUGACAUCGUUGUCCCCUUCUGCCAACUGAGGAGCUUUGGAAGGUGUAUUUUCCAUAAUUUAUACAUACUUUUGACUAUAAUUUAAAGACCAGAGCUGGUAGUGGCAAAUUCUUUCCAAGAAUGAUCCCUUGCACAAGCAGGCCUUACCCAGAGUCAGGGAGGGAGACUUGUCCAGGAUUCUGGGAUUCAGUCCUUAGUUAAAUUUUUUUCAUAUUGAGUCCUCCAUGUGCUACACUGCACUCACUUGUUUUGGUGGUUUUUUUAAAAACCCAAAUCCUCACAUUACAAGGUAAUGGGUGAUUAGCAUUUUAACUGUUAUUAAUGGAAGUUUGGGAAGGAGAUGGAAUUUUUCCAUAGCUCAGUUCUGUUAAGUUCUGUAGUUGCAAAACAUGAAUUUUGUGGGGGUUUUGUUUUUAUUGUCAUAGCUUAUUUUAUAGCUUUGUGAACAUUUCUAACAUGCACUAUUUAUAGCACUCAAUACACAUUUACUGUUUUGAGACUGAAUAUUCCAAUGAACAUUUGAAUAUUUGAACAUCUUCAUUUUCUCAGUUAAUUCUUCAACUGUGAAGGAGGCAAUAAGAAAAAUAGCUGUUUUGUCACAGACACAUGUUUAGAUGAAGAGGAUUUAGACAUAAAAUGUUGAUUGGCUUUUUAAUAUAAAACUCAGUGCUGGGACAAUUUCCAGCACCAUUUUCCAGACAAAUAAUCUGUUACUGUUUGUUUUGUUCUAGAAUGUUUUGGGGGUUUGCUUUUUGUUUGUUUUUGACAAAGGGAAUGUAAUUUAGAAGUCUUCACUGGCAAGUUUUCUACUAAUUUUAAGCUUCUUGGAAAACCUACAGCAAAUGAUGUUCUGCUGCAGGAAAGCUCUCUCCUGCUAAAGCAUUUUUCAUUAAGCAAUCCUUGUGUAUGUGCUUUUAAGUACCUACUUUGUUAAUAAUAUGUAUCUCAGUGUAAAGAACAGAUUUUAUGCAAAAAUGAAACCUGUUAGAGUUGUAAAAUAAAUUUUAAUGUUAGUGAACAUUUCUGAGACGACAAGGUUAAUUCUGAAAUUACUCUGUGUCGUGUAGUUCAUGUUGUGAAGGUUUGCUUUUGUAAGAUAUGAAUAAAAUAACACUUUCUAAUUA
Molecule: messenger RNA, 5897 nt
Organism: Vidua macroura (Pin-tailed whydah)
Lineage: Eukaryota; Metazoa; Chordata; Aves; Passeriformes; Viduidae
Gene: IKZF5
Product: IKAROS family zinc finger 5
Exons: 4
Coding region: 285-1544 (419 amino acids)
Biological process (GO): regulation of transcription by RNA polymerase II
Cellular component (GO): nucleus
Molecular function (GO): RNA polymerase II cis-regulatory region sequence-specific DNA binding; DNA-binding transcription factor activity, RNA polymerase II-specific
Source: RefSeq, a predicted model, not a curated record